AUGGCAGAGGCACCCAUAGUCCUCGAUGGAGGGACUGGGUUCCUCAAGGUUGGCUAUGCAGCGCAGAACUUCCCUGAGCAUUCAUACCCCUCCAUUGUCGGACGGCCCAUCCUGCGGUCAGAAGAACGAGCCGGGGACAUUGUGGUCAAGGACAUCAUGUGCGGAGACGAAGCAGCAGCAGCUCGGUCAAUGCUACAAAUCACAUAUCCGAUGGAGAACGGCAUUGUCAAGAGAUGGGACGACAUGGAGCAUUUGUGGAACUAUACCUUUGACGAGAAGAUGAAGAUCGAUCCUACCGGCCGGAAGAUCCUGUUGACGGAACCGCCAUUGAACCCUUUGAAAAACCGAGAACAGAUGUGCGAUGUGAUGUUUGAGAAGUACAAUUUUGGGGGCGUCUAUGUGGCUAUACAAGCGGUGCUGGCUCUAUAUGCUCAAGGUCUCAGCAGCGGUGUGGUCGUCGAUUCAGGCGAUGGAGUCACCCAUAUAGUCCCUGUCUACGAAUCCACAGUCCUCAACCACCUUACUCGGCGUCUCGAUGUCGCAGGCCGAGACGUCACGCGCAACCUGAUUGCUCUUCUCCUACGCCGAGGAUACGCCCUGAACAGAACAGCGGAUUUCGAGACAGUACGGCUAAUCAAAGAAAAGCUGUGCUACGUCUCAUACGAUCUAGAGCUGGACCAGAAGCUGAGCGAGGAUACGACGGUUCUGGUAGAGUCAUACACACUGCCCGAUGGACGUGUGAUCAGAGUAGGUAGCGAACGAUUUGAGGCACCAGAGUGCCUGUUCCAACCGCAUCUUGUGGACGUCGAGCAGCCGGGCAUUGCGGAGUUCCUGUUCAAUACGAUACAAGGGGCAGAUGUGGAUAUCAGAACGAGCCUUUACAAGGCUAUCGUGCUCAGUGGUGGUAGCAGCAUGUACCCAGGGCUACCGUCGAGGAUGGAGAAAGAGAUCAAGCAGCUGUGGCUGACAAAGGUGCUGGGUGGGAACCCUGAGAGGCUGAAUAAAUUCAAGGUCAGGAUUGAGGAUCCACCACGGCGGAGACAUAUGGUCUUCCUUGGUGGCGCAGUGCUUGCAAACAUUAUGGCAGACAAAGAGAACAUGUGGAUAACGAAACAAGAGUGGCAGGAGCAAGGGCCAAGAAUAUUAGAGAAGCUUGGCCCAAGGUAG
Molecule: messenger RNA, 1167 nt
Organism: Letharia columbiana
Lineage: Eukaryota; Fungi; Ascomycota; Lecanoromycetes; Lecanorales; Parmeliaceae
Exons: 7
Coding region: 1-1167 (388 amino acids)
Biological process (GO): Arp2/3 complex-mediated actin nucleation
Cellular component (GO): actin cortical patch; Arp2/3 protein complex
Molecular function (GO): actin filament binding
Source: RefSeq, a predicted model, not a curated record